This is a messenger RNA of Maudiozyma saulgeensis, 984 nucleotides long. NCBI's taxonomy places the organism in Eukaryota, Fungi, Ascomycota, Saccharomycetes, Saccharomycetales, Saccharomycetaceae. The record is from the annotation of a GenBank genome assembly.
AUGCAAAAUUCAAUCAUAUUCAUACUAUUAUAUCUUACCUCCUUCGUAUACUCAGAUGAUUCGGAGCUGGGAAAAUUCACUAUGAAGCCUGGUUUAAUGAGCAGACUAUGGGACCCACAGUGGCCGGACGACGAUGUUGAUACUUGGGGAGUUGCUAUGGUUACUUAUUUUAGAACAGGGAAAUACAUGGAUACUGCCAAAUUGUUAGGUACAGCUUCAGGGGUUUCGGAUCCAAAGAUAAAUUAUGAUGCGAAUGUUGCUAGUACCGUGUAUGGAUUUGACAUACCAACAGAUUUGCAAGACUUUGUUAUAACGUUAAGAGGAUUUUACAAAGCACCAGCUUCAGGACAUGCAAAAGUGUCGGCUACAUUUAAUUCGGAGCUAGAUUCUGAUGGUAAAUAUAGAUUCUCCAAUGGUGUGGUGUACUUUAAUAUUAGUUUUGGCAUUACUACCUCUUUAGAUGGUGAUUCGGCUACCUGUUUGGAUUCUGGUAGGACUACCCAAGCCUUCUUCACUUAUAUGUUCUAUAAUAUUGAAAACACUCCAGAUCAGACAUUUACAGGAAGUACAAGAUAUGAAUUUGUCGAAGGAAAUUUGUAUCCAAUCAGUAUUGCCAUAUCUAACCGCGAACCUCUUGUUGAUAUAUCACAAUUUGUAAUUUUGAUAGAAGGUGUCGAAUAUCCUUUCAAUGAAGAGAAUCUUUUCACAUUAGAUUUAGAAGACUCAGAUUGGGCCGAAACUGAUCAGCGUAUGUUCCCAAGGUAUUGUCCCGUUUAUACUACCACUACUACGUACACAGAGGCACAAGUGACCGAAACAGCUACAAUAGCAACAAGUAUGGCCACAUAUACAGACGAAAAUGGUAGUGUGACGACAGAGACGAUAUAUGUUGUUGCCACUCCUGGUGAAUACACAGCAUCAAGCACCGAACCUAUUGUGUCAUCUACUUCAGAUGUCGUUUCAUCAUCCACAGAUGUUUUAGAA